Hyaena hyaena (striped hyena) is the source of this 4441-nucleotide messenger RNA. RefSeq names its product ubiquitin specific peptidase 12 (gene USP12). The record is from RefSeq and is a predicted model, not a curated record. The transcript is spliced from 9 exons. Gene Ontology annotation, biological process: protein deubiquitination. The coding region runs from base 188 to 1300 and encodes 370 amino acids. Gene Ontology annotation, molecular function: cysteine-type deubiquitinase activity; cysteine-type endopeptidase activity. NCBI's taxonomy places the organism in Eukaryota, Metazoa, Chordata, Mammalia, Carnivora, Hyaenidae. Gene Ontology annotation, cellular component: nucleus; cytosol.
CCCGAGGCGGGGAGUGCCGGAGCGCCGGCGGCGACGACGGCCGCGGCGGCAGCGCAGGCUCGGUGCGUGGGUGCUCGGCGGCUGGGGGUCCGCCCGCGGGCUGCGGUGCAAGCGGGCGGCCCGGCGCCUCUCCUCCCCCGCCCGCCGCCGCCGCCGCUGUGAUUGGGUGGAAGAUGGCGUUGGGCGGAUGGAAAUCCUAAUGACAGUCUCCAAAUUCGCCUCCAUCUGUACCAUGGGCGCCAAUGCCUCGGCAUUAGAGAAAGAGAUUGGUCCAGAACAGUUUCCAGUCAAUGAGCACUAUUUUGGAUUAGUCAAUUUUGGGAAUACCUGCUACUGUAAUUCAGUUCUUCAAGCACUUUAUUUUUGUCGUCCAUUUCGGGAAAAAGUUCUAGCUUACAAGAGCCAACCUAGGAAGAAGGAGAACCUUCUUACCUGCCUAGCAGACCUCUUCCAUAGCAUAGCCACUCAGAAGAAGAAGGUUGGGGUGAUUCCUCCUAAGAAGUUCAUAACAAGAUUACGGAAGGAAAAUGAACUUUUUGACAACUACAUGCAGCAAGAUGCCCAUGAAUUCUUAAAUUACCUACUAAACACAAUUGCUGAUAUUUUACAAGAAGAGAGAAAGCAGGAAAAGCAAAAUGGCCGUUUACCUAAUGGGAAUAUCGACAGUGAAAAUAACAGCAGCACACCAGACCCGACGUGGGUUCACGAGAUUUUUCAGGGAACAUUAACAAAUGAAACCAGAUGUCUUACUUGUGAAACUAUAAGCAGCAAAGACGAAGAUUUUUUAGACCUUUCUGUUGACGUGGAACAAAACACAUCGAUCACUCACUGCUUAAGGGAUUUUAGCAACACAGAAACUCUGUGCAGUGAAUACAAAUAUUACUGUGAAGAAUGUCGCAGCAAGCAGGAAGCACACAAACGGAUGAAAGUUAAAAAACUGCCCAUGAUUCUAGCUCUACACCUGAAGAGGUUUAAAUACAUGGAUCAACUUCAUCGAUACACAAAACUGUCUUACCGGGUAGUUUUUCCUUUAGAACUUCGUCUGUUCAACACCUCCGGCGAUGCAACCAAUCCUGACCGAAUGUACGACCUUGUCGCCGUGGUGGUUCACUGUGGAAGUGGUCCCAAUCGAGGACAUUAUAUCGCAAUAGUUAAGAGUCAUGAUUUUUGGUUGCUGUUUGAUGAUGACAUUGUAGAAAAAAUAGACGCACAAGCUAUUGAAGAAUUCUACGGGUUGACAUCAGAUAUCUCAAAGAACUCUGAGUCUGGUUACAUCCUUUUCUAUCAGUCUCGGGACUGAGGGGGACCGUGAUGAAGAGAUACUUUCUGCCUCAUUUCUUCUCUGGUUAUUUCGGAAAGGAUCAAGCACUGAUUUUUCAAGAAAAGAGAGAUGCAGGAAGCUCAGGGGGCAGUAGCACACUUUGCACACAAUAAAGCAAAGACUCUGGAUUAACACGCUCUUCCUAUCAUGGUAGUUGAUUUAUUUGCUCAGGUAUCAGGCCAUCCGCGCAGUUCCACCCAACCAGGAAGUGAGAUCAGAGAUAGCAGCUCCUCUCGCGAAACCGCCUUCCAGUAACUGACACGUGUGUUCUCUUUAUUCGCUGCACCAGUAGUGGUUUGGACUCCUUGGGGGUGCGGGAGAAAGAACAGGAAUCUGUGCUAGGUUGUUGUCGAUCGUUUUCGGGAGAUGACACGGACCGCGCUGCGUACGCUUGCCCGUGUCGCACGUGCACAGAGCUGUACGCGGUGGUCUUUUCAGGCGUCAACUAGAACUACAUUCGGGCCCAACACUUACGGUUGCCUUCCUGAUGGAAACACGAACAGACGACUAGAACCCAGUGUCAGGAAGGCAAAUAAUGUUUUGCUUCUCUGAAGAAGCUUAUAAUAAUAUACAGUAUAUGUAUAUGUAGGGAACAAUUGGUCAAAAGUGGCUCUUUGUUUCCCCCAGGGGAAAGGCUGGCUUUGUAAGUAUAAUUUUUUUUUCUUAUUUAUUUUACUGAAAACUGGUAGAGUUCUAAGUAGCGUAUGAAGUGCCCACGAUUCUGUUAGUAAAUUGGAGCUUAUUUUUAUUAGUUUUUGUCAGUUUGAGCUUGUCCUUUGGUUUGUUUCUAUUUCUGAAGUGGAUUUUAAACUAUUCUAAAUCAGGCGAUAACCUUCAGAAAAAUUGCAGUGAGAGGAGGUGAGUACUCGUUUGCAGGAGGCACUGAUAUCUCUGGCUAAACGGUGGUCCUUUCGACCAUAGUUUAGAAGUCAGUUAUUUUACUCAGCUUUAAUUUCGAGACAUAAAAACCUAUCAAAAAUCCCCUGUCGCGGUUGGAACGAUGGAAGAAAUUCUGGUGCGGUGGUGGCCCACCAGUCCUUAGGGUUCGUAAAAAUUCUCGCGUUUCGCGUUGAAGCCGUGUUUGGAAAACCUGCGUCCUGGCAGUUAGCAUUCUCUUCAAAUGUCAUUCUUUACCCUGGAGAGAAGGAAUCUGGCAUGACCCCAGCAGCCUGGCCACCUAGCUGCAGACCACACGAGGAUAAACGCUGAAGGAAGCAGACCAGGAAGACACGAAGCAAGUCCCUUCCUACCCCACCCCACCACCCAUCUCCCCGUUCAUCUUUGCAAAUCGUACCGGAAGAGUGUUUGGAAACUAAGCUCUGCAUCUGUUAAGACUUCCCCGUCGGGGGUUCUAAGAAGUAAUAUAUGUAAUGUAAAAUGUAUGUAAGCCGUCGCGGUUGACGCUUUUCCGCGCAGCAGUGAGUUGGCUGAUGGUGGCCGAAUGUAACGUUCAGAAAAUAAUUGAAUAUAUAUUCAGAAUACUAGCAAUCAGGCCUUGGGUGUUCUUUAAGUCUUUUUAGGCGGUAAUUUUUUUUUAAUUGCUGUAAUUUUCUAAACUUAUUUUACUAAUACUGUUGAAUAUGGGAAAAAAACACGAAAAAAUUUUUUGUCUGCUGCUAUUUAUUAACAUUUUAUUAUCUGUAUCUUUUUAGCUCAGGAAAUGACUUCACCUAUUCGUUCCGUGAACCGAUCUUUAACAGGGUCACUUGGCUAAUUGGGCUGUUUCAACAGAUACGCUGGGAGAAAAUGAUGUAUUUUGACAGCUUGCUUUUUAAGAUACGGUUGCUAAAGCCUUACGCGGCCGGCCGGAAUGGGUUUCUACAAAUUACAGAGCCCGCCUGACGACAGCAUUGCACAGAGACUCACAACGGAGAAUGUGAGUCUCCAUUAGUACAGCUGCAAGGUCACAGGACGGGGGAAGUGGACACUUUUUUUUUUUUUUUUUUUUUUAAUUUUGAGGGCUUAAACCAAAUUGUCUUGGAAUUUGAGGCUGUGUUUCUGCAGCUUUCCGCGCAUGCAGAGAAAGAAGCGAAGCGAGGCUGAGUCUGUUUUUUUACACGAAUAAGGCCACAGCGUGUUGAAGAAAGAUAGAUGAAGUCAUUUGCAUAGAGGUACAGCACUGGAAUACCAUGCUGUAUUUGUUUCUACAUUUUGCAUUUUAAAAACUACAGUUAAGAGGCAAGGUCAAGUUUUCAUAUUAAGGCAAGUUCUAGCAUUUUUCUGGUAGUUACACCCUGUUCACAUCCACACCGUGUUUGAUAGUGUGAUUUGUCAGGGGCGGGGCCGUGGGGGUUAUCGUUCUCAAUUUCCUCUUUACUCUUAGUACAGCUGCAUCUACAUGAAAUGUUUGGAAGCUUCUCAGAAACUCAGUAUCCUUUAAAAACCUAGGGUUAGGGUUGGGGACAAAAAAAAUGCAGGUAUGGUAAGAAAAGUGAGCCGUAUAGAAAGCAUCGUGAGAUUGUCAGUUGGCAGUGAUUGAAAUGAGGGGGUGGGUUUCCGUUGUAAAUGGUGGCUGAUCGCUCUCUAACUAUGUACAUGUUUGUUGGGAUGGCUGUCCCAUAUUUUGUAUAUUGGAAUAAAAAUUUCUAUAAAUUAUCGUAACUGAAAGUAAAUAUUCUAAGUUAAGUCUCACUGCUCAGUCACACGGCUUCCGGCUUGGGAACUUCACCAGUAGAAGAUUGCUCAAGACGGGGGCCGUGAGACUCCGGGAAAAGGGGAAAAAGGAAAUGGGUAACACAUGGGUCCUGUUGCCUCGAACCAUCAGCGUCGGAUUUUUCUUUUCUGGGAUGGCAGUAGAAAGACCUCGCGUCCAUAACAUACUACUCUUGAUACUUUCUUUAAGGACACUUUUCAUUAACGAUUCUCUCAUGAGGUAUUAAACUAGGAGCCGGGAGGCUAAGGCGCUCAGGUCCUGGCCCUUCAGUGAAUUUAACUGUGUGACCUUGGGCAAGUCACUUAACCUCUCUGUGCUUCAGUCUCCCUGUCUUGUAAAACGGGAGUAAUACCUACCUCACAGGGUUGUUGUGGGGAUUAAUUAGAUACAAUGUCUGUAAAGCAUCUAAGGUUCUUGAAGAAGGCGCUAUAUAAAUACAAAAUAAUAUUAAAGUUGGUUUAUUUGUG